AUGUCUCAAGAUCACGUGAUUAAAACCGGAACGGUCAGCAUAUAUAUUAACGCAAGUGGUAUCAACGUUGUCCCGAAUACGGACACUGCCCCAGACGUGGCAUCCAUUACAAUUGAUCAGCCUUUACGGGGUGAACAAGCCGAACAAGAACCUUCUUUAUCAUCCAUUACAAAUCUUUCCCCAUCCAAUCCCCCAACACAAACUAUCGCAGAGAAUAUUGAUCUAUCUGAUCUUCUUAAACAACUUGAAGAAAUCAAACUCCGCACAGAUGACAUUGUUAAGGAGAAAACGGAACUCUGCAAACAGUUGGGGAUAUCAAUUUAA
Messenger RNA from Entamoeba invadens IP1, 324 nucleotides. RefSeq lists its product as hypothetical. The record is from RefSeq and is a predicted model, not a curated record. Lineage: Eukaryota; Evosea; Mastigamoebida; Endamoebidae. The transcript has a single exon. The coding region runs from base 1 to 324 and encodes 107 amino acids.